AUGAUUACUUCCGUCGUCGCAUCGCUCGCCGUCUUUGGCGCAUCGGCGGCUGCUUCUUCCCUCUCUGUCGGCAAGGCGCACGUUGUCAACAAGUGCACCUACGACGUCUACUUGUGCAACGUCCCAGCCUCCGGUGGUGGCUACGAACAAGAAGACAAGACUCUUUCUGCUGGUGGUACUUGGGAUCAGGAGUGGACCUCGCUCUCCAACUCCAAUGGCUGGUCGAUCAAGCUUUCCAAGUCCGAGGCUCUCGAGAACAUCUUGCAAUACGAGUACACCUUCCACAACGACGGCAUCAUCUGGUAUGACUUGAGCUGCGUCAACGGCAACCCAUGGGACAAGAACUGGGAGAUCACGUCGAGCACGUCCAGCUGCAACCCCAAGCAACAGGCCUACCGCUACGCUACGGAUGACGCCUACGGCAUGCAAUCAUGCUCUCAAGACGCUUCCAUCACUGUCACCCUCUGCUCUGGCGAGGCGGCCGACAACUCGACCUCUGGCUCUGACGGCUCUGACUCUGACGACUCUGGCUCCAGCUCCGCGGCGUACCCAGACGGAUACACCUCGGUGGCCACCUCGUACUCCACGCCAGCAUCGACUCCGUCUUCGAUCGUUGUGCCAACGCCCACUGCCUACAUCAACUGGAACAACGACGACGCAUCGUCUUCCCUCGCUGCUCAGACCACGCCAACCACCUUCGCGACCUCGACGACCGCCGUUGUCACCGAAGGCCCAGACGGUGUGACAGUGACUCAAGUCGAAACCGCCGUCGUCACCAACAUCGUGACCGCCUACGCCGGCCGCAUCAAGCCAAGACACGAGCACCACGCUCACGGCCACCACGCGCACGCCGCAUAG
Zasmidium cellare ATCC 36951 is the source of this 858-nucleotide messenger RNA. RefSeq lists its product as uncharacterized. Lineage: Eukaryota; Fungi; Ascomycota; Dothideomycetes; Mycosphaerellales; Mycosphaerellaceae. The transcript has a single exon. Bases 1 to 858 code for a protein of 285 amino acids. The record is from RefSeq and is a predicted model, not a curated record.